CUCAAGAACAUCAACCGAUUCACUUGCGCUCUCUCUCUCAUCCCUCUCGGCGGCCGGAACGCCGCGAAAUCAAGAACUGCCCGUUCGGUUUCUUGCACCGUCGGGUUUCGGAAAAGUUUUGAUCUUUUACAUCUUCAGCUCCGGCGCGCCGCCGGCCGACGACUGAAUGGAGAAGAUAUGGGACGUAAUGCAUGGGCUGAAACCGGCGUUCUUGAUGGUGUUGGUGCAGGCCGUUUUCGCCGGCGUUAAUGUUCUCUACAAGAUCGCCGCCUCCGAUGGGAUGAACCUUAGCAUCCUUGUCUGCUACCGGUUCCUCUUCGCCGCCGGCUUCAUCGCUCCGGUGGCUCUACUGGCUGAAAGAAAGAAGCGGCCGAAGUUGACAUGGACUGUUGUAUUGCUUGCAUUUAUCUGUGGACUGUUUGGAGGAUCACUCGGGCAGAAUUUGUAUUUACAAAGUUUGGUAUAUACUUCAGCAACUUAUGCAACUGCCAUUUUUAAUCUCAUCCCUGGGAUUACAUUCAUUGUUGCAGUCACAUUUAGGUUGGAGAAGUUGGGUUGGAAGACAGCAUCAGGGAGAGCAAAGGUUUUGGGGACACUGUUUGGGAUUGGUGGGGCAAUGCUACUGACCUUUUACAAAGGACCAGAACUUAACCUAUGGAAAACCAACAUUCACCUAUUGCACACCUCACCAGACAAACCCAUGGUUCAAAGUAAGCCCUUUUUGGGAACCAUUUUGGCCUUGGCUGGUUGCCUUUGCUACUCCUGCUGGUUGAUUCUCCAGGCCAAGGCGGCUGAGCAUUACCCAUGCCCUUACUCAUUCACCGCUCUAACGAUGAUAUUGGGAUCAAUACAAGCUUUCGGGUAUGCAAUUUGUAAGGAAAGAGAUUGGAGCCAAUGGAAGUUGGGGUGGAAUAUUAGACUCCUAGCUGCUGCAUAUGCUGGAAUCCUUGGUUCUGGGCUGAUGUUUACAGUCAUAGCAUGGUCCGUGCGCAUGAAAGGCCCCGUUUACGUUUCGGUCUUCAACCCGUUGAUGCUCAUCAUGGUGGCAAUUGCUGGUUCCUUAUUCUUGGAUGAGAGGCUGCACCUUGGGACUUUGCUGGGAGCUGGUCUAAUUAUAACAGGACUAUACACAGUGUUGUGGGGAAAAGGGAAAGAGAUAAAGAGAGUGAGCCAGCUUGUUCCAGCAGCAGAAAAAGUCGGGCAGAUCGAAAUCGAUAUCCAUUCUCCAUCCCGCAAAGGUAGUAGCCGUUAUGGGAGUAGCAGGAAGUCUAGCAUGGAUAUAAGGGAGCGGCAGGAUGGGGAGGUGAUGGAAGAAGAUUCAAUUGAAGGUGGAAGGCCUUCUCUUACUGCUUCUGAAGUUCUUGGAGGCGUUUAUAUGUAUCAUUAAAGACAUGCAAUUGGAAUUUAUUAGAAGCUUUCUCUGUGUCUAAUUAAAGUGCAUGGGUUAUAUAUAUAUUAGCCGUUGGCUGCUGAAUUGAAAUGAAAUAUGACUGACAUUAAGCUCCAUGCAUGUCAAUUGUCAAGUUGUCAA
Messenger RNA from Cuscuta epithymum, 1531 nucleotides. The record is from the annotation of a GenBank genome assembly. NCBI's taxonomy places the organism in Eukaryota, Viridiplantae, Streptophyta, Magnoliopsida, Solanales, Convolvulaceae.